Molecule: messenger RNA, 4526 nt
Organism: Aedes aegypti (yellow fever mosquito)
Lineage: Eukaryota; Metazoa; Arthropoda; Insecta; Diptera; Culicidae
Exons: 6
Coding region: 381-3860 (1159 amino acids)
Molecular function (GO): protein binding
Source: RefSeq, a predicted model, not a curated record
UGUUUAUCUUCAGUGCGGAAUGAGUGAGAAUUUCGGCUUCUCAAAAAAAUAUUGCAAUUUUGCGGAGAAUUUAUCCGGAUUUCGUCAUUUGCCAUUAAUGCCAUCAAUUUGUUAAAUGGAGUGCUAAAGUCGCGGGUGCAUCAGAACGUGGAGGUUUCUAAUUAAAGUGGAAAACAAGCGCAAGAGAGGAAGUUGAAGAAACGAAGCUUUGUGCCCUAAGUGCAGGUGUAAUUUUCCCGAUCCUAAUAAGAAGCGGCUGUCAUGAGCCUUCUUCCAAAAGGCACGUCCCGUAUUCUCAGCUGCUGACGAAAUACUUCGGAUCAAAAUAAAAAUGUUUGUUUGAAGAGUGUUUAUAAUUAGGCUGCAGAGCGUCACGAAAGAUGUAUUCCCAAUACAGGGACAGUAUAUGGAACAAGAUUCGGGCGAAGAACAGUGAAAUGAACCGAAGCUUCAACCGGGAAAAGAAUCAUCCGGAAGAUAGUAUGAGUUCCGAGUGGGAUUUGAGUCAGAUUGAGCUGCAAGAGGAACGCAGUCCGGAGACUAUUCCAACGAUUGAGUUGGAAGACGAUGAUGAGGUAGAUGUGGGAAGUGCCCCACAGAAGGUUCGUACUAUCCCAAUCCGGAUUGAGCGAUCCGUUUCGCCAACGGUGGUCACUUCCCCAUCGCCGCCGACAAUGCAGCACUAUCGUGGAUUACUACCGCCGCCGGGAAUUAUCAACCGGACACCUCCAGUGGGGCAGAGAUCGCCGGUCGCCGUUUCACCUUCGCCGGCAGGGAUCAUACUGAAUCGGGUCUAUCACAAGAACCCGACCCCGCAGAAGGACAACUAUUUCAGCUUCAUGGAUACGCCACCGUCGCUGGGAGCAUUGCCAGCGUCGGUUAUCUUCGGCGAUCGGCCAGUUAGUACGGAACCAAAGAUAGUAAUGACCGCCAACCACUACGACAAGCAAAUCAUUCGUCGCUCGUUUGAUAAGCCGAAUACGGCUUCGUCAACGAAGACCAGCCGCCAGCAGAAAAAUAACGGCCCAUACCGUUUGUUGGGGGUGAUCGAUCUGGAACCCGACACCGAGUCAGAAACCACGGAAUCGUGCGCGCAAUCAGUCAGCGGGGAUGAACCGACCUCGACAUCUAAGUCGUCGAAGAAUCGAGACAUCCGGACCCCUACCAAUUCGGCACUCUUGGGGGGUGGGUCUCAUUCGUUGAAAGGCGCAGAUAACAAGCCUCUUACGAUAGAGAUAGAUGAGGAUGAAAUCCACGAGGAAGAUACUCGGAUGGAACUGUCCGAUGAGGAAACAGAAGAACCGGAUUUACAGGAAGUUGUUGACGAUCAGCCAAUGGCUGGGACGUCCAAGGACAGCGCUAGUGCCAAGAUACCUAUGGAUCAAUGCACUUUGAAGGAUUCGGACACCAGUUCGACUGCACAGAUGAAUCCGUCCUCGAUGGCAAAUUCCUUCUGGGAUGUGUCCAGUUCAGGAUGUGCCAAGAUGAACGAUCACAAAACCACAUCGUUGAAUAGUCGAUGUAACAAAGGAACGGAAUUUGAUGUAAUGUUGGAGAAGAUCAAUCAGCAAGUGCCUGCGAUGUCCCAACAGGAUCGCGUUGAGCACUGGCGCGUAACGAAAGAGGAUCUUCUGUACUCUAUUCCAACGGUAGCCGAAAUAGAGAGCACCAAUUCUGUGAAACGGCCGAUGGAUGAAGCGAUUCACAUUUCAAGCAGUGAAAGUGGUUCCGAUUCGGAGACCAGCGAUAGUCCUAGUUUACUCCGGGAGCGCCACCUGCGAGAAAAGUACAAAAAACGACGAAUGGCCGUUGGGACGGGUAAACCUGCUUCUUCAUCCUUGCCUUUGAGCGAGGAUUUGGAUUUUCGGAGGAGCCAACUAAAUCCUGAAAUCGAUAAACGACCCAGUAUGAUUGAGAUCCGUAAGCAUUAUUAUAAGUUUCCCACACGGUUCGACCCGAACGCUGAAGAAAAAGACGAAUCGAGUGAGAAGUCUUGCUUCCGUAACCCGUACGCCACAUUCUUGCAAGACGAGAAGGAGAAAGACAAAUUCACCGGAUACUUACGUCGCAAUCCGGCGUACUGCCCGAAUCUUUUGCCACGUGCGCGCCACCUUCCGGCCGGAGACGGAAACAAAGUAGCCGUCGUUGUCUUGUCGCCGCUCAAGCUUCAAACAAUGAACGAAGGCGUCGAGAUUGCGCAAAACAAUAGCGGCACGAACUCCUCCCGACAGCAACCCGAACAUCACCCCGAGCGACCGAAAUCAGCUGAUCGGAUCUCGCAUUACGGUAAAAGCCGAACUCGCCAUCGAGCUCCGCCAUCAGUCGUUGGCAGGAAGCGGCGCUACAAAGUUCACAACUCCCAACUCAAGAAGAAGAAAUCCAUAAUGGUAGUUUCGUCGUCCAAUUUGCGCAGCUACCGGCGCUUGAUUCUGAAAGCCGGACUCCGCAGCGGAAAGGUCCGCAAGAAGCAGUCGUUUGUAAAUCUCAAACAAAGCCGUCGCUCGAAGCGGACAGCUGAGUCAAUCCUCAAACCCGAAGCGCAAAUUGCUCUGGUCGAACCUCCGGGCGCGGUUCGGCGUAAUAGCCGCGUGUCGGUGGACAGCGCAGUCAGCAGUUCGACUUCCGCCGAGCGUCAAACCGCGAACAAGAAUCGAACAUCAGCUGGCGUCGCUCCAGAAACUCCCAAACUGCCGGUCCCGAGUGAGUUGCGUACGAUGAAGAAUCCCCUGAAUCGAUCGAACGGUGAAGUGCAAAUGGUUUACUACGCGACCGAUACGGUCAUUGUGGUCCAGCAGGAGCUGAUAAGCUUCUGGCAGUGUUCGAAGCUGGCCUCGCUGCUGGGACUGCAGCAGGAGCUGCAACUUGCGGGGCAGUUGAAGCGUGCGCAGAGCGACACCCUUGUCGAUCCAACCAAUUUCAAUCGGCUCGGGUUCAACGAAGACGAGAUAUUCUACCUGGAACCGCGAGCUCGUAACUUGGACGAAGACGAAGCUCGCUUGUGUCCGCUGGCAUCGCUCUACGUCAACUGCUACUUCGUGGGUGAGAACGAAGAAGGCAAGGAUACGCCCAGCCUUCGUAUGAAAUCCCUCCAGCUGGAUACUGUGCGAAGCGAAAUAUCCGACGUUCUGUUCAUCCCGUUGCCACAGUCGCGCUACUUCAUCAUUUGCUGGCACGAGCAGUUGGUGGAAAAUGAGCACCGAACCGGAAUGUGCAAGUACAGCCUGACGCCAGAUUUGGAAACCCUGGCGAGUAUUCGGGAGUUUCCCACCGUGACGCAUAAGAUAUCUAGUUUGAGGUGUUUGGACGAAAAACGACUCAUCGGUCUGGGGAACACUACGGUUGCCAUUUGGAACUACGACAAUGGGUGUUUGAUGUUCACAGUGGAUUUGAAGGUGGACAUUCAGACGCCGUUAGCUGCUUUCAUUCACACGGAAAAUGAUGACAGCGCUCUGUUCCUGAUUCAAAUGUGUCAGUCUGCCGGGGAAAAUCCCACACGCAAAACCAUCAAAAUUUUAGCCAUCAAUAUGAACAAACGUUCGUGGCAUCUGGUGCAAACCUACGAUGUACCCUUGGAAUCUAGCAGCAUUCUCACGGAUUCAUCCACCCUGAACGGACUCGGACUGCACUGCACCACGUUCCAGAGCGGCGAAUUGCUGGCAAUCAGCCUGGAUGAUCUCACUACGUGUUUUACCAAUCACAAGCAGCUGCAGGGCCCGGACAGUCGGCGUAUCACCCGAGACAACGUGGCCAUGCGCGAGAAGAUUUUUCUCAACGCGGCCAACGGCCGGCAGAUGGUGCUGGUCAGUGAUAAGUCUGUUAAGCUAAGAACGAUCGAUGAGUAUGCGCUUGCAUGCAGAUAAAAUGGGGAAUCGAAUCGAUUAUGGACAUCGAUUCGCCUAAUAGUCAGUCAGUCAGAAAAUUGUGCAUAGUGGAGAUGGGUUGCGUUUGCGGAAUCGGAGUGAAUCGAGCGAGUUAAAACAUGUAUUCAGAUAUCGUGCUUCAGGUCAGGAGAAUCGUUAACUUCUCGUCCUCAGAUGUAUAUCUUCAGUAGCGGAAGCUUUAUUUUGUGUUGUUGAUACUAAUUUUAGCUUUUUAAAAAACGUCAUUUCGUUACACGAUACAUCUCUUCAGUCGUACUCGAUUGAAAACAAUUUGUGAGUCCGUUUUUAGUAAUACCUUAGAUACUCUAUUUUGGUAAUAGGCAUCACAAGUUUGUUCAACAUGGUAGAGCUUUGUGUUCAAUGGAUUCACGAGACUUGGUUCGAUUAUUCAGACUAAUAUAUAUAUUUUAAUAUACGUUCUCCUAUGCCGGAUCGUAGCGCGAUGAACUGAGAAUCAAGAAAAAAUAUUUUAAUAUUUACUACAAUGUAUUUGAAACCCUACUAGCACUGAAUAACUUAUUCGACAUGGAAAUUCGAGUGUAGCGAAUUUCCAUUUGCUAACUAAUUGUUACUAUGAACAAAUGUAUGGCGAUUUAAAAACUGAAAAAGCAAAAUAAACAAAAUGAUUUAUUUUUGAACCUUAAA